This is a messenger RNA of Drosophila ananassae, 582 nucleotides long. RefSeq lists its product as uncharacterized. Bases 1 to 582 code for a protein of 193 amino acids. Gene Ontology annotation, molecular function: nucleic acid binding. The record is from RefSeq and is a predicted model, not a curated record. The transcript has a single exon. Lineage: Eukaryota; Metazoa; Arthropoda; Insecta; Diptera; Drosophilidae.
AUGAUCGAACGCUGGCACAGAACAUUAAAAGCUGCCUUAAAAUGCGCCGAUCCUAUUAACUGGAGCAGUUCCCUGCAUUUAAUCCUCCUAGGCCUACGUACAACAGUUAAAAGCGACAUCGAGCUGAGCCCAACUGAAAUGGUUUAUGGUACCGCUCUACGUGUCCCUGGCGGAACAACCACACAAAAACAUACCGAGUCUGAGUUCGCCGAGGCUCUUCAAAAAACCAUAUCUCAGCUACCAACCACUAAGCCAGUGCACCAUCAUACACCGCAGGAAUUUGUGCACCCGGAUUUAAACCAUUGUACCCACGUCUUCGUCAGAGUGGAUCGAGUCAAAACCCCUCUGGAAGCAAACUACGAGGGUCAGUUCGAAGUGCUAGCAAAGCACGAUAAGUAUUUUACGCUCAAAGGACAUUCAAAAGACAACAAGGUGUCUAUCGACAGACUCAAACCGGCAUACAUCUUCCAAAACGAAUCUCCUCCGAAUCAAGAGAAAACGAUAGCGCCAACUGCCCAGCCAACCGAGCAGUUAUCAAGAUCAGGACGACGAGUCAGAUUCCCAGCAAAGUAUCUUUUCUAA